Messenger RNA from Paramuricea clavata, 2031 nucleotides. Lineage: Eukaryota; Metazoa; Cnidaria; Anthozoa; Malacalcyonacea; Plexauridae. The record is from the annotation of a GenBank genome assembly.
AUGGCACUGUGGGUGCGGGCAGGUACCGGUGCCACCAGCUUAUAAUUAUUUGUGAUAUAAACACAUCUGUAAAAGAGAUACUCCCCUUUUUCACCCCCCCCCCACUGCUAACUUCACCACCGCUACCCAGGCCCGCUUGUGCCCCAUGUUAGAAUUCCAGGACUACAUCACUAAUUUCAAGUUGUGUGUUAGGCGUGAAUCCUGUUCUCGUUGGUUUAUCGUUACUCUAUACAAAACGUCUUACUGAUAUGUUCCAAUUUUGUGUCAGACAAACUGCUGAAGUUGAAAAUCAGGUAAUGACAUGACUAUCGUUCUAUAAUGUGGCAGUGCAAAGGUCUAGAAAUGUAUUAAAGUAUUUACACUCGAAAUUUCCAGGUACAAAAACUCUUCUACAAUUAGUUCUAUCAAGUGAGAUAUCCAAAAAUCCUGAUAUUUAUCCAUACACGUUACACUGGACAUUUAUAUAAAGUUUCAUGCAUGCAUGUGCAACUAUAUCCAAACGAUGUGACCAGUUCUUUUUACAAAACAUUAUGGGGGCGGAGUCGUAUACAUUUACAUUAUGUAAGCAAAUAUUUUGAUGUGUACCACAGUUCGAUGAAAGCGAAGUAAACAUGUUCUCACAAUGCACCUUUAACUUAUAAAGAAACUGAUAACAGGGGAUAUUUGCGCUUGUUUGCAACCAAAUUGCCUGCGGAGGAAGAUACUCUGUGGCUACUUUUUAGACAACACAGGUCUAUAACCGAAAUUGUAUUACAAGUUCCAAAUUGUAUUGCAUGCUUCGUGUAACUUGGCCUUAUUUAAUGCUAUAUUGGUUUAAGAGUGUAUUUAUCUCGUAUUCAGAUGGUGUCGGUAGAACGAGUGCAGCAAUACACCCAAAUCGAAUCUGAAGCAGAGCUAGAGGAAUUAACUGGUAAACCAGCAGAUGCCUGGCCACAGCAUGGUGAAAUUAUUGGUGAGACUGUUGUAUUCCGUUACCAUUCCUCUCUUCCACCAGUCCUGAAAGGCAUCAAGUUUCGUAUUAAACCCAAAGAAAAGGUAUUACAUUUACACUAAUUUGGCGGGUGUUUACGUGAAGUCUACUUGGAUUAGUGGAAUAUCUAAGCUCUAUAUUAUGUAUUACGAGCAAGAUUUUCAGUCAAUCGGCCUAUGAGAAAAGUGAAGCCAAGAUGGCGAAAAUUGACGUCCAAUGCUUACGCAAUGCUAAGGUCGUAAACAGUUUGCAUACUGUUUUCCCUGACAAAUAUAUAUAUAUAUAUAUAUAUAUAUAUAUAUAUAUAUAUAUAUAUAUAUAUAUAUAUAUAUAUAUAUAUAUAUAUAUAUAUAUAUAUAUAUAUAUAUAUAUAUAUAUAUAUAUAUAUGUAUUUAGAAUCAUAUAGCUCUACCAAUAUGAUUCUCCUCGUGUUUGAAAUCAGCGUAGGGAUCGCAUGCUUCUGCAAGCAUCAUUGUAUAGUUGUUUGACGAAUUUAGAUUUUCACUAUUUUUCUAUGUAAUUCUGAAAUCAAAUUUUCACCAUUUAAAGGUUAGAAUAAUAACCAACAAACAACUUAGUGAGUAUAGUUCUAUAGCUGAAUUUGCUGCAGCCUUACUAGACGAGGUCUCGGAGAGGCAAUUUUAAUACGUCUUUCAAACAGCACAUGCAUGAUCUCGCCUACGAGGGCUAGCACUUCAUGUUUGUAGAGCUUAUUUAAACACAUCAGUCUUGGGUUUGAGUUUAGCAUUUUCUUUUAGUUGUGUUAAAUAGCCUGUCAGCGAUUACAAUGGACUUCACUGUUUACAUAACCAUUGUAAUCUAAAAUAUGCGCACUUUAAUUGUUUAUUUGUUUUAUUAUAUAGAUUGAGAUAGUUGGCCGGACAGGUGCUGGUAAAUCAUCCCUAAUAUCAGCUUUAUUUCGUCUUGCUGAACCAAGUGGUAAAAUAAAUAUUGAUGGUGUGUCUAUUAAAGAGAUUGGAUUACAUGAUUUAAGAGAAAAACUAUCAAUAAUACCACAGGUCAGUUGUUACAGAGUAAAGUCUUUUUAUUUGGUUUUAUAA